This is a messenger RNA of Myzus persicae (green peach aphid), 3274 nucleotides long. Its product is annotated as ATP-dependent RNA helicase DRS1-like. Gene Ontology annotation, biological process: cytoplasmic translational initiation. Gene Ontology annotation, cellular component: cytoplasmic stress granule. Lineage: Eukaryota; Metazoa; Arthropoda; Insecta; Hemiptera; Aphididae. Gene Ontology annotation, molecular function: RNA helicase activity; ATP binding; translation initiation factor activity. The record is from RefSeq and is a predicted model, not a curated record.
GCGAUUGCCGAAUGCCGAUUAGUCAUUCUCGUUAUACGGUGUUCCGUAUUUGCGAAAAACAAAAACAACCCAACCGGUUGUAUGGUUGAAAGACAAGUUGGUGAGUCAUACCUCAACACCAUCUCCACAUUCUAUAAUUAUGCUCAAAUGAAUAAAGAUAACAAAACAUUUUAACAUAUUAUAUAGUACAUUAAAACGAUUCGUAUCAAUUGUGUCGCAACUCGCAGUACGACUGAGUUGAAGGUUGUUUCUUAGUUUCGUUCUAAUCUGUAUUCUGUGCUGUCCCAGAAAAUUUCGAACUUGGAGUGUACAUUACGAGCAAAUAAUAAAACAUUUCAGUAAGAAUUUUGAAUAUUGUUGGUAUUAACAAUUCAAUUUAAACAGUGUAUAUGAUGGAGUCAGAAUUGAAAAAUCAGAAUGAUUUAUUACAGCAAUUAAAAUCCUUACGCGCCGAAAAAGAAUUAUUAGAAAAGCAUGUAUUUGUACUUAAUGAGUGUUUAUCUUUGGAAGAAUUAAAAGCUAAAAUAUCUAAUCUGGAAAAAAAAAAAGAGAUGAUAGUAUCAUUAGAAAAUGUAAUUGGAAGAUUGCGUGCUGAGAUUGAACCUCUAAAGUAUUUGAAGUCUAUUUUGAAAACUAAAUUAGGUGAUGAGUAUAAAAUUCAAUCGAAUAACAUUGGGUCAGAGAUAGAUACUGUUUUGGAAGCGCAUGCUGAGAUUGAGCCACUAAAGCAUUUGAAUACUAUAUUGAAAACCAAGUCAGAUGUUGAGAAUAAAAUUCAAUCAACUAAUAUUGAGCCAGAAUUUUGUACUGGUUUAGAAUCUUUUACUUAUUAUCAUCCUAAAUUUAACACGGAAUUGGAAAAUAGUUCAUCUAUUGAUUUUCAAAAAGUAAAACCGGCUGUAUUAAAAAAUUUUAUUUCUGAAAAUGCACAAAACAUUUCUACUGAUUCAGACAAAACUAAUUUGGUUUUGAACCCUGAAUUAAAAAAUGUUUUUGACACAUUCCAAACACCAAUACCAUCUAAAUCGAAUUCAGUAUCAACUGCAAAUGAUGGCAGUCUUGAUGAAUGUAUACAACUAUUGGAUCAAUAUGAUGUAGUUACUGAUCAAGAAAUAUUAAAUUUCCCUACAGAAGAAGUCAGUAUAGUUAUAUAUUUUAUUAACAGUUUUAAAAUUCGAGUUUUAAUAUUGUAUUUUCAGAAUGAUUUGAAAAGUCAAAGUGUUGAUGAAAAACCUACUAAUAUUACUAUUGCUAUUGAAAAUAAAAUACCGGACACACAAUUAAAAGAAAAUACUACUCAUUAUUUUGAUGCUGGAGGCAUUGUAAUAUCUAAAACGACUAAAACCCAUACACCUAUACAAAAAGAUGUAGAAAUGUGUUUGAACAAUUCAGUUGAUUCUGCCUCUGUAACAUAUGAAAAUGAGAGUAGUGAACUUCAUGAGGCUAGUACAUCUCAACCGAGAUCUCAACCAACUCUAAACAAAGAGAGUUCAUGUUCAGAUUCCAAUGUUAGUAUUGGUGAUUUAUUACUAAAAAUACCACAUUUGUUAUUGCAACAAGGAAUUGAUUAUAUUCAAGAUGAAAAAGACGUGAAACAGUCUUUGAAAAAUGAAAAUAUUAAUUCAAAUCAAUCUAAAGAGAAUAAUAAACGCUACAAGAAAAUUGAAUUGAAGACAAUUGAAAAAGAAGUGAAUAAAUUCAUAAAUGACUAUGCAAAUGUAUUUCAAAACAAUUCACAAACUAUAGGUAACACUAAUGUAUCACCCGAGCAAACAGAAUCAGAUAAACAUGAUGAAAUUCCGCCCAAUGCUAGUAAUUCUGAAUGCAGCAUUAAUAGCUUUAAUGAUAUGAAGUUAAACAUUGAUAUUUUGCGUGGAAUAUACUCUCUUGGUUUUGUCAAUCCAACCGCUUUACAACGACGUGUUGUUGUGCACUGCAUAAAUGGGCGAGACAUAAUAGUAUUUGCUGGACCAGGUACUGGUAGAACAAUAAUGUUUACCAUACCAUUACUUCAACGUAUAAAAACCAAUUUAAACGAGUGUCAAGCAUUAGUGUUAGUACCAACUCGAGACCUUGCCGUACAUAUUCAAAAGAUCAUCAUGAGUGUUGGUGACUUUUUGGGUGUUAAUGUGUGUAUCGGUGGUGACAAUGUUCCAAGAAAACUAUCAGUUGUCCCACAUAUAGUUGUCGGUACCCCAGCUGGAGUGUCCAAUAUGAUUUCAUGCAAAUCUCUACGUACUGGAAGCAUUCAAACAGUGGUGAUCAACAAAGCUGAAAAGAUGUUGACUAAUAAUUAUACCAUACUAAUUGAAGAAAUAAUGAGAAAACUAACAAAAACCAGACAAGUCACUUUACUGACAUCAGACAAACUUGAUCAUGUAUUAGACAUUUACAUGGAAUCCUUACGUGAUCCAUUGGUGAUUAUUAAUGACCAAGAAAAAGAAAACGAUCUACUAAAAAAUCUUCCAAAACAGUUUUAUUUAAACAUUCAAAAGGAUUGGAAAAUUAAUGCACUUUGCGAUAUCAAUGAAACAUUGAAAAUACAGAAAUCCAUCAUCUUCUGCAACACUUUGGAUAGAGCUCAAAAACUCUGUGAGUCAUUACAAAGAUUGGAAUAUGCAGUAUCACUUUUUCAUUUGGAAAUGAAUGCACAUGAACGCGAGCAAAAACUUAAUAUGUUUUCUUCAAACAAUAUUAAAAUGCUCAUCACCACAGAUCCAAUCAAAGGCAGCCAAUUUCAGCAAGCUGCUUGGAUAAUAAAUUAUGAUUUGCCUAUAAAUCCUAUUUGUUAUCUAGAUAGAGUGGCCAAAUGUACCGAAAAUAUAAAAGUGAUAAAUCUCAUUGAUGAAGAUGACGACCAAACUAAAUUGGCAAUUGAAACAUACAACAAAUCUUAUAUGUUUCAGAUGCCUCUGAAUAUGAUUGAUUUGUUACAAUAUUAGACUCAUUUGAUGAUUAUGUUAUUUUGAAAUUAAGUAGUAUAAUUACUAUGAUAAAUAAUAGAAUAUACAUAUUAAUAUAUUAUUUUUAUAUUCUACUAAUGAACUAUUCACAAGAUAAGGAAAUGGGUUUCAUUAUUAUUAUUAUUUUCCAUUAGAUUUUAACUUUAUUUUUGUGGCACUUAAGGAUGUUUUUAUAUUUAAGUAUAUUGUUUAUUUUUUUUUUCCUACAAUUUUACUAUCUGUGAUUGAUUUAUGAGUGAUAGACAAAUAGAAUAUUAUUAGAAUGUUAUUCAAGACAUUAUUUUGAAAAAUAUAAUCUAUAUUGUACUAGU